Molecule: messenger RNA, 702 nt
Organism: Fusarium coffeatum
Lineage: Eukaryota; Fungi; Ascomycota; Sordariomycetes; Hypocreales; Nectriaceae
Exons: 2
Coding region: 1-702 (233 amino acids)
Biological process (GO): double-strand break repair via break-induced replication; DNA replication
Cellular component (GO): nucleus; GINS complex
Source: RefSeq, a predicted model, not a curated record
AUGGAGCUUGUUACUGUAGUUCCUCGUCAACGGCUUGAAAGUAUCGAGCUUCUAACGGGCACAACUCCAACACUCCGACCACCCUACCGAAGUAACUUGCCGCUAUGGCUUGCGAUUCUUUUAAAGAAACAACGGCGCGCCAAUAUCGUUCCUCCUCCAUGGCUUCAUCCCGACUCGUUACGCGAAAUCGUCCACCACGAAACAAAUAUCGAUCGUACAGGCUGGGCACCGCCGCCUCCACCACCGGCACGAGCAGACAGCAGAGGCAAUGCGCGGAGAUUGAAUCCCUUUGUGGAUGAAGAGGUUGUUCUUUCGCCGCCGUUCCUCCCAUCCUGUACAUCAGAUGCGCCGUCAGGAGCACUGCCUUACCACUGGUUCGAGGUCUCCGAAAUGCUUCUCGCACAUGCCGCAGACGACAUUGCAAACUCAUCAGAAGUGCGGUCCCUACUACGAGAUUUACAAGAAGUGAGAGCUGCCAAAAUGCGAUCCAGUACAGCGCAGCUCGAGAGCGGAGUCGACGGUGUUAUGAGUUUACGAGGAGUGGGAGCUAUGGAACUUGCAGAGAGCAGAGGAUUCGUUAUUGGUGUGGUCGAAGGUGUCAGGAAACUUGGCGCAAGCACGGAAACAACAAGAAGAGAAGAGGAGGAAGAAGGUGGCGGUCAAGAGUCGGAUGAUCAAAGUGAUGAGGAUAUGGGACUAUGA